Sitodiplosis mosellana (orange wheat blossom midge) is the source of this 3140-nucleotide messenger RNA. RefSeq names its product lissencephaly-1 homolog (gene Lis-1). The transcript is spliced from 9 exons. Gene Ontology annotation, molecular function: protein binding. The record is from RefSeq and is a predicted model, not a curated record. Lineage: Eukaryota; Metazoa; Arthropoda; Insecta; Diptera; Cecidomyiidae. The coding region runs from base 741 to 1982 and encodes 413 amino acids.
UGCGGGGCAAAGUUUUGAAUAUACUUGAAUUGGUGAAUGUGUUGCUUGUUGUCGCGAAACACACACACACUCUGUGUGAAUAUACAAGCAAAAUGUAUAAGAUAGUUAAAUAAAGCAUUCGUUUGUUUUUUUUCAGUGACAUUUUCGUCUUAAAACAUCAUAUCGAUUAACACUGCCACAUUUUCCAUGCUUCAUUUUUCUAGUGAUGAUUACAGCAAACAGUAAUAAGAAAAAAAUAUAUCAUAUGCAUGGAUGAUCAAAAUAAAAUAGUUUGUGUUAUGUGCGUCUUUGAUCCAUAGACUGUUCAAAGCCAUUGUGUGUGUGUGUGUGUGUGUGUGCGUUUUGAGUGACGAAUCUGUCACACACUUAUACAACUUGAUUUGUUUGUCAUCGUUUCUUCACUCACUUGUUCGAUGUUUUUAGAAUUCCAUUUUUCUUUCUAAUUUCGGGCGAAUUCGUAGAGGGUUCUGUGCUACCAUUUUAUACAUUCAAUAUAAAUAUAUAAUUUAAUACUUUGACUUAUUUGUUGUAAUGUUACAAAAGAGCAUUUGUGAAUUUUAAGUGCCAUCUUCGUAUGUGUGUGUACAAUUCGAAGGUCCCGCACCGUGAUUUCGGGAAAAUUGUUGUAACGACAAAAACAACACUCAACACAUCCAAUUAAAUCUAGCUAAAUUUGAUCGAGGUAUUUAGAUACGAAAGUUGCACUAGGUUUUUUCUGCUCGAAAGUUUAUGCAAAAAACAUGAAAAUGGUAUUGUCACAACGACAACGCGAAGAACUAAAUAAAGCGAUAGCUGACUAUUUAAGUGCAAAUAAUUACGUCGAUGCACUGGAGUCGUUUCGUAAAGAGGCUGAUUUGGAUGCUACUGAAUCGGUAGAAAUAAAAUACAGUGGCCUGUUAGAGAAAAAAUGGACAUCUGUAAUUCGCUUGCAAAAGAAAGUAAUGGAGCUCGAGGCAAAAUUGUCUGAGGCUCAAAAGGAAGCAUCUGAAGGUGGUCCGAUUAAGGCGAAGCGUAGCCCUGGCGAAUGGAUACCACGACCGCCGGAAAAAUUUACACUGAAUGGACAUAGAGCUACAAUAACUAGAGUUAUAUUUCAUCCAGUGUUCAGCUUGUUGAUAAGCUCAUCUGAAGAUGCAGUGAUCAAAGUGUGGGAUUUUGAAACCGGUGAAUACGAACGAACCCUCAAAGGUCACACGGACCCUGUAAAUGACAUCGCUUUCGAUGUACAAGGAAAAGUACUAGCCUCUUGCAGUGCAGACAUGUCGAUAAAACUAUGGGAUUUCACGCAAACAUUUGAGUGCUUCAAGACAAUGCUCGGCCAUGAUCACAAUGUUUCAUCCGUUGCAUUCGUACCGGCUGGUGAUUUUGUGCUAUCUGCAUCUCGCGACAAAACGAUUAAAAUGUGGGAAGUUGCUACCGGAUACUGUGUAAAGUCAUAUGUUGGACAUCGUGAAUGGGUUCGGAUGGUUCGAGUUCAUCCAGAUGGAGCAAUAUUCGCAUCUUGUUCGAAUGAUCAUUCAAUUCGUGUAUGGAACAUAAAUACGAAAGAGUGCAAGGUUGAGCUAAGAGACCACGACCAUACUGUUGAAUGCAUUGCUUGGGCAGGUGAAAAUGCCUCACAGGCCAUCAACGAAGCAGCCGGCACUGAUAAUAAAACAGGCUCACAUCAUGGACCAUUCUUGGCAUCUGGUUCACGUGAUAAAAGCAUUAGAGUUUGGGAUAUUAGCAUUGGCGUAUGUCUAUUUGUAUUAAAUGGCCACGACAAUUGGGUAAAAGGAAUCGUCUUUCAUCCUGGCGGAAAAUAUAUAAUAUCAGCUAGCGACGAUCGAACCAUACGCUGCUGGGAUAUACGGAACAAGCGAUGCCUGAAAACAAUCAAUGCUCAUCAACACUUUUGCACAUCUGUUGAUUUUCACCAAAAUCUUCCUUAUGUGAUCUCAGGCAGUGUCGACCUAACUGUAAAAGUGUUUGAAUGCCGCUAAUUUAUAGUUUUCAUUAACAAACUUUUUUUUAAAAAGAAAAUUACGGAAAGAAGAUAUAAAUUAUUCUAUUUUUAAAGUAUAAUUUUAAUUAAAAUUUAUGUAUUUAAUAACUUUAACUGAAAGUCGGAGUAUAGCAGAAUAAUGAUAUGGAAAAAGUGCUCCCUCAAACUACAUUUGAAAUUGAACCAAAAAAAAAAAACAGAUUCGAAUAUGUUUUAAUCAAACUCCUAAAUGACAUUUGAACACCUCAAAUUGAAAUAAAACUAUAAAAUAACAUAGGAAACCAACACAAUUACUGUCAAAGUUAGGCAAUCACUUAUGCUCCAUCUCUGUUGCUCUCCAUUUAUAGUUAAUUUUGUGUUGAUAUAUCUGAUUAUCUGAUAAUAAAAUGAGAGAUUCCACUUAAAAUUAUUAGGUUCAAUUUAAAAACAAAACAAAAAUCUCCUCGACAUUCAUUGAUAAAUCAAUGUGAAUUCCACACCUUCACAUAUAAAAAACAAAUACAAAUUUAAGAUUAUUUGCUGCGCGAUUGUUGUUUCAGCUUUGUUUUUCUUCACAAAAAUCACCAGCCGAUAGUCAAUAAGCAAAAUUAUGCAUUCAAUUUUGUCGCCAAAUCCAAAAACCAAACUAGCUAGUGCAAAGCUUCUAAUCCAAGUUCUGCCGUAUUCGGCAGUUUUUUUUUACGAAACCCGUACUGUGCAUUAUUCAUAUGCAUCAUAUAAUACGUUUGAAGCAAAUAUCUAUGUAAAAAAAGAAAUAAAUUUCCUGAAUAUAAACAUAUUGAGCACUUUUUCUUUUCCAAUUAUUUUGAAUACAGUUUUUUUUACAUUGAACAAACAAUGUUAAACGAUAAUAGAGAUGUAAAAUCUCAAAGCGCAGACCAAUUUAAAACAAUCUACCAUUCAAACGCAACGGUUAGCAUUAGAAGUUUUAGAACUUUUUUGAGAUUUUCGUGGCUUACUAUUUGUAAAUCACUAUGGCAGAAGAAUGAUGAAAAACAGUGACUGUUCAGUCAAAUUAUCGUCAAUGCGAACAAAAUAUAGUAAAAAUUCAAUGCAGAAGUAUUAAGGAAAGGAUGGUUAUUGCUGAUUUAUUAGAUAAGUGAAAAAAAUAUGCUUAGCUUGAAAUAAAAAUAAAUGCCAAAUAAUUUGCAGCCGA